CCCCAGGACUGCCACACGCGAGUAAAACUCAGACCUCUUCCAACCUGAGCAGAUUUCCCUCUAGGCAAAGAUCUGAGCAGCCUCUUACAGCGUCCUCCUCCUCCUGCAGAGCUGCUUGGGAGGGACUGUCCUGCUCCAUCACCAGUUUGGGGACGCUGCUGCCCACCGAGGCUGGGAGAGAGGGAAAUAUGCGGGCUUGGUGCUGCUGACGGUGUCUGGAGGGUUCCACCAAAUCCAGCUCCGUGGGACACUGGGAUCCACCUGCUAAGGGCACAGCAGAGCCCAGGCACAGGGAGUGGUGCCAGGCAAAGCCGGCAGUUCCAAAAACUACAAAUCAGGGGGACAAAAUUCACCCCGGGACCUGAGCAGAUUUCCCUCUAGGCAAAGAACCGAGCAGCCUCUUACAGCGUCCUUGUCCUCUGCUUCCUCGUCUUCUUGCAGAGCUGCUUGGGAGGGACUGUCCUGCUCCAUCAGCACUGGAAUUACAAAAAUCAGGGUGACAAAAUUCCCCCGGCUGCUGCCGCAAUCCCGGCUCUAUAAAUGCGGUACCGGAGCGCGGCUGGCGCGGGCUGUCACCUCGGUGCCACCGGCGAGGAUGUGGCCGUACGCGGUGGCCGCGCUGCUGGCGCUGUUCCUGCUGCGCCGGUGGCACCGGGAGCGGCAGACGGUGCCGCGGCUCUCGGAGAAGCACGUGCUGAUCACGGGCUGCGACAGCGGCUUCGGGAACCGGCUGGCGCGGCAGCUGGACGCGCGGGGGCUGCGGGUGCUCGCCGCCUGCCUGACCCACACCGGGGCCGAGCAGCUGCGGGCGGCCACCUCCGACCGGCUGCAGACCGUCCUGCUGGAUGUCACCUCCAGCAAGAGCAUCGCCGAUGUCACCGCCUGGGUCCGGGAGCGUGUGGGUGAUCAAGGGCUCUGGGGGCUGGUGAACAACGCAGGGAUCGCCAUCCCCAGCGCCCCGAACGAGUGGCUGAGCAAGGAGGACUUUGUCAAGGUGCUGGAUGUCAACCUGGUGGGGCUGGUGGAGGUGACCCUGAGCCUCCUGCCGCUGCUGCGGCGGGCGCGGGGCCGCGUGGUCAACGUGGCCAGCGUGAUGGGCCGCGUGUCCUGCUUCGGUGGAGGCUACUGCAUCUCCAAGUACGGCGUGGAAGCCUUCUCUGACAGCCUCAGGCGGGAGCUGCGUCCCUUCGGGGUCCAGGUCUCCAUCAUCGAACCUGGAGGUUUCCAGACGGGAAUGACCGACCCCGCCCCGCUGGUGAAGGGCCUCGUUCGCCUCUGGGAGCGGCUCCCGGCAGAAACCCAGGCAGCCUACGGCCGCCGCUACCUGGAGAAAUAUGCCAAGAGCACCGCGCUGCUGCACCGCCUGAGCAGCUCCCGCCUGUCGCUCGUCACCGAUGCCGCGACACACGCGCUGCUCUCCCGCUGUCCCCGCAGCCGCUACGCCGCGGGCUGGGACGCCCGGCUCAUAUUCCUGCCCCUCAGCUACUGCCCGGCCUGGCUGUCCGACACCAUCCUCGGCUUCUUCCUGCCCGUCCCGGCCAGCGGGACCCCCUGAUGGCCGCCAGAGGAGGGCCCGUGGGUGUCCCGCACCCUCGAGAACGUGCUCAGUAAAGGCGGUGCAAUGCG
Taeniopygia guttata (zebra finch) is the source of this 1626-nucleotide messenger RNA. RefSeq names its product retinol dehydrogenase 16-like. NCBI's taxonomy places the organism in Eukaryota, Metazoa, Chordata, Aves, Passeriformes, Estrildidae. The record is from RefSeq and is a predicted model, not a curated record. Gene Ontology annotation, molecular function: oxidoreductase activity. Gene Ontology annotation, cellular component: intracellular membrane-bounded organelle. Gene Ontology annotation, biological process: steroid metabolic process.